AUGUUCAACCGGGACGACAAGACAAGACAGGACAGACAAGAUGGCAGCACCAACUUCUAUCUUGAUGCAACUUUGUCCAUCCCUCGACACCCCUAUCAAACCUUGCAAAAUGCGGUGCGUCGUGCUCGGCACUUGGUGGACCGGACCUGCCCUCCCCCGAUUCCCAUGUGUCGCCGCGUCUCGGGCCGCUGGUUGUUCCCGGGGUCGCCACAGUUUCGGGACAAGUUCAUCGGUCGGCGGUCGCCAUAUCAAUUCAUUACAUCUGGAUAUCGCCAGAGGGAUCUCCAGCAAGGCGCUUAA
Messenger RNA from Colletotrichum higginsianum IMI 349063, 300 nucleotides. RefSeq lists its product as uncharacterized. The record is from RefSeq and is a predicted model, not a curated record. The transcript has 2 exons. Lineage: Eukaryota; Fungi; Ascomycota; Sordariomycetes; Glomerellales; Glomerellaceae. The coding region runs from base 1 to 300 and encodes 99 amino acids.